CCGGGCUGUCAAUCCUGCGCAGGUUGAGCUCGGCGGCGGGAGCGGCGGCGGCGGCGGCGGCGGCGGCGGCGGCAGAGGCAGAGGCGAUGGGACCCCGGCGAGAGAUCUGCGGCUAGCCGGCUGCACUUGCUCCACGGGUCGGGCCAUCAGAGGGGCCAGGAUUGGAAAAUGUGCCAUUGAAAAGAAAGGCCCAGGAGAAAACAGCAAGAAGAAGGAGAACAUCUAAGCUGGAAGGAUGAGAUCUUGCAGCCAUGUCUGUGGGUCCAAGCAAGUGCAGGCGGCUUCGGAGGGCGGCUACCAGCGCUACGGAGUCCGGUCCUACCUGCACCAGUUUUAUGAGGACUGCACCACCUCCAUCUGGGAGUAUGAGGAUGAUUUCCAGAUCCAGAGAUCACCUAACAGGUGGAGCUCUGUAUUCUGGAAGGUCGGACUCAUCUCUGGCUCAAUCUUCGUGAUGCUCGGAUUGACUGUUCUGGCAGUGGGCUUUCUUGUGCCCCCCAAAAUCGAAGCUUUUGGCGAGGCCGAUUUUGUGGUGGUAGACACCCACGCUGUCCAGUUCAACAGUGCCCUAGACCUGUGCAAGCUAGCGGGAGCUGUCCUCUUCUGCGUUGGGGGCACGUCCAUGGCGGGGUGCCUGCUCAUGUCGGUAUUUGCCAAAAGUUACUCCAAAGAAGAAAAAUUCCUGCAGCAGAAGUUCAAGGAACGCAUCGCAGACACGAAGGUGCACACCCAGCCCGUGACACGAGCGCCAGGGCCAGGAGAAACGAAGAUCCCCGUCACUUUGUCCAAGGUGCAAAAUGUCCAGCCUGUAUCGGCCACCUGAACCCUUCUCCAGCCCCCACCUCCCUCUCUGACCCACACGCACGGCCAGCAUAGCACAGGACAGGCUUGGACACAAGGAGAGGGAAGGGCCAGGAACUGCUCAGUAGGGCAUCUCACACUUGCCUGGUUUGGGGGGGUUGUGGCAGGUCCGUGCCACAUGUCCACCUGUGUGCACACACCUAGAUGCUUGUAGGGGUGUUUCUGUCUGUCCCCGGGAGCCCUCUGGAACUCUCCCAAUCCAUUGUGACACAGUGUCUUUCUACGUAGUGUUGGAAAGUGCUCCCCGACGUACACCAGCCUCCCAGUGGCUGCCAUGAUUUCUUUUCUGAUCUAGUUUUGGUUCCCGAUCUUUCCUGUGUGGUGCUGCCCCACCCCAACUCCUGUCUCUGUGUAGUGUCACGUGUGUCCAUAGAAAAAAAACUGACCUCCCUGAAUCAGACCCAAACAUUUGUCUUUGAACUCUAGCUUAAGGUGACAGUCCUAAGAUUGGGUCCAGAGGUAGCGGUAUUUUAAAUCUCUUUGCUUUCUCAGGCUGGGUUCUCAUUUAGAAAACUAA
This is a messenger RNA of Sorex fumeus (smoky shrew), 1378 nucleotides long. It is a transcript of the gene NRSN1, whose product is annotated as neurensin 1. The record is from RefSeq and is a predicted model, not a curated record. NCBI's taxonomy places the organism in Eukaryota, Metazoa, Chordata, Mammalia, Eulipotyphla, Soricidae. Gene Ontology annotation, biological process: nervous system development. Bases 236 to 823 code for a protein of 195 amino acids. Gene Ontology annotation, cellular component: transport vesicle; neuronal cell body; neuron projection. The transcript is spliced from 4 exons.